UAUAUUAUAUAAAUUAUAUAUAUAUAUAUAUAUAUCUGCUAGGGUUUAACAAACCCAAGAGCUCCAUCAUCUAGGGUUUAAAGAACACCUCUUAUUUGAUCAUUUGAACUUCAAUCCAAACCCUACAACAUUUCGCUCCACGAAUGGCUUUCUGGGGGGUUGAGGUAAAACCUGGAAAACCAUUCACUCAUUCAUUUGAUCGGAUCAGAGGAAGGCUUCGCAUUUCUCAGGCAACGUUGGGGAUUGGCUCGUCUACAAAGACUAGCUUAGUUCAGUGUAAUGUAGGAGAUAAGAGUCCUGUUUUUCUAUGUGCUUUGUUGCCUGAUAAAAUAGAAUCAUGCCAUUUGGAAUUGGAAUUUGAAGAGGCUGAUGAAGUUGUCUUCUCUGUUAUUGGUCCUCGAAGUGUUUACCUCACCGGUUACUAUUUGGGUAAUGGCCGACACUCAAAUCUAAAUGACGACACAGAUUCCUACGGGGAGGAUAUUGCAAACUCAGAGACAGAACGAUCAACUCAUUGCAGCGAUGAAGAUGAAUAUGAGGAUAGUUUUAUUGAUGAUGGUAAUGUUGAAGUUUUUCCAGCUUCUCCUAUUUCGAAUGACAGAGAGGUUGAUGAGGAGAUGUUGGAUAUGAAGAAGCCAAGGAGGAAAAGUAUCCGUAAACGACUUAAGAAGAAUUACCAGUCAAUUGAAUCUGACGAUGAUGAUGACAAUAAUUCCCACCAAAAACAUAUUAUCAAUGAAUGCACGGGUGUAUCAGGACUAGUAAGUGAAGAUGAAGACAACUUCCCAAUUUCAUUUCUACAUAAAAGUAGUAGAACUGAAGCGGGAGAAAAGAUUGACAUGGAAACAAGUAAAACAGGCAACAAGAAGACAGAAGAUGAUGGCACUUGCAUUAUUGAUCCAAAAAGUAAAGCUGAUGCUGUUGUUGUAGAUGGUGAGCCAGAAAGGGGAAUCGACCUGCCAUCUGGUUCCUUCCUUUGCUCUGAUGGAGUGGGCUCUGAGAACAGCUUUGAACUGAAGAGGGAAAGGAAAGAAAGGUCCAGUGAGGGGAAGACUCUUAAAACUGUUACUGUUUAUUGUUACAAUGCCCACAAUGAGGAGAAAUUGCAGUACACAGGAGAAAAGACUCAAAAGCCAGACACUGAUAAGGAAUCUGACCUGCCAUAUAAUUCCUUACCCCCUUCUAAUGAAGUGGGCUUUGAAAACCACAUGAAGUCAAAGAAGAAAAGGAAAGAAAGAACAAAGGGAAAAACUCUCAUGUCGGGCGUUGUUAACCAUAGUAAUUCCCUGAAAGAUCAUGAAGUCCUGCAAGACAAAGCAGAGGAUCAGAAGCCAGCCACUGAAAAGGAAACUGACUGGUGUCUGCCUUCUACUGAAGCUGGCUCAGAAAAUGGUGCAAAGCCUAAGAAGAGAAGGAAAGAAUGCGCUGCUGACAGAAAAGCUGUUGAAGGCAGUGCAAACUAUAAUAAUGUCCUUAAAGAGGACAAAAUGAAGCAAAAUGGCGCUGCUAGAAAAAGUGUUAGAAGUGAACAAGAUGAAAAGUUUGCCAGCGUUAAGAGUAUUGACAUUGAUUCCAAUCAAGUAGCUGAUGGAGAUCAAUCUGUGGACAAGAAAACUAAAAAGAAAAAAAAGAAGAGUAAAAUUCAGGAGAGUGAGGGAAAUAUGAAUAAAGAUGCACCUUCCUUGACAACAGAAGAAAAGAACGACUCCAUUAUGGGAUUUGAGGACAAGAAUGUGGAAGCCAAGUCAUCUCAAGUGAGGACCUUAUCAAAUGGAUUGGUCAUUGAAGAGCUAGAAAUGGGUAACCCUGAUGGCAAAAUAGCUGCUUUGGGGAAAAAGGUCAAAGUCCAUUAUAUCGGCAAGUUAAGGGAGAAUGGACAAAUAUUUGACACAAAUAUCGGCAAAACUCCCUUAAAGUUUCGUCUAGGUGCUGAAGAUGUUAUAGAGGGAUGGAAUAUGGGUCUUAACGGUAUGCGAGUUGGUGACAAAAGAAGGCUCACUAUCCCACCAUUAAUGGGUUAUGGUAGUCAGGGAGCUGGUGAGAAUAUACCGCCAAACUCUUGGCUCGUAUAUGAGGUUGAAUUGGUUGGCAUCCGUUGAUGGUUCUCUUCUCUGUUGUUUUCGUUGCCAUCCUCGUCUUUAUGUUCGAAACUUUAUAAAGUAGGACAAAAGGGGUACCAAAGUAAUGGUCAAUCCACACCCCAAAAAACAAAAGGUGUAUUUGUCAGUGUUUGGAAAGUUGUUAUUUUAAUAGGUUAUUUUAAUUUUUGACUA
This is a messenger RNA of Camellia sinensis, 2273 nucleotides long. RefSeq names its product peptidyl-prolyl cis-trans isomerase FKBP53. Lineage: Eukaryota; Viridiplantae; Streptophyta; Magnoliopsida; Ericales; Theaceae. Gene Ontology annotation, molecular function: peptidyl-prolyl cis-trans isomerase activity. The record is from RefSeq and is a predicted model, not a curated record.